Messenger RNA from Zingiber officinale, 582 nucleotides. RefSeq lists its product as uncharacterized. Lineage: Eukaryota; Viridiplantae; Streptophyta; Magnoliopsida; Zingiberales; Zingiberaceae. The record is from RefSeq and is a predicted model, not a curated record. The transcript is spliced from 6 exons. The coding region runs from base 1 to 582 and encodes 193 amino acids.
AUGGCCACUUGGGUAGAGAAGGUCGGGGCUCAAGGGGCCUCUGUUGUUGUGAAGGGUGUUUGCUACGACAAUCCGAUUGGGUUCACUCGGGCUAUUUGUGUUUCCUCUAUGGACCCUUUGGCAUUUCCUUCUGCAGUGGGAGCAGGUGCCCAAAUGGUGGAAAUUGGAAAUUAUGAUUCUUUCUACGAGAUGGGAAUUCAGUUUUCCCCUGAACAGAUUCUAAAGCUCAUUAGAGAAACUAGAAGGAUUCUUCCAUCCAUUACACUGUCUGUAACCGUGCCACACAUGCUUAGUCUCCCUGAUCAGGUGAAGCUAGCAGAGUUGCUGGAACAGGAAGGUGCUGAUAUAAUCCAAACUGAAGGAGGGAAAUACUCAAGUCCAUCAAAACCUGGUGUCCUUGGUUUGAUCGAGAAGGCCACACCAACGCUAGUAGCUGCAUACUCCAUUUCCCGAGCAGUUCAGAUUCCAGUUAUGUGCUCAUCUGGAUUAAGCGCUGUCACUGCACCUAUGGCUUUAACAGCAGGAGCAGCUGGUGUGGUAUGCGUUCUUUUGCUUUCUAAUCUAAUCAUUAUCUGCUACUAG